Micromonas commoda is the source of this 927-nucleotide messenger RNA. RefSeq lists its product as hypothetical. The record is from RefSeq and is a predicted model, not a curated record. The annotation marks the transcript as partial. The transcript has a single exon. NCBI's taxonomy places the organism in Eukaryota, Viridiplantae, Chlorophyta, Mamiellophyceae, Mamiellales, Mamiellaceae.
AGGACCGACGCCCGGGCGCUGCUCCUCCUCGCGCUGCUGGCCACCUCCGGGUUCGUCGGCGUCGCGCGCGCGGCCGCCGCCGACGACGACUUCGAGCCCCCCGCCGCGCGAGCGAAGCCCGCCGCGGACCCCGCCGUCGCCGCCAAGGGCACCGUCGCCACGGCCAAGACCGACGGGGGCAAGCGCGGCGCGUACGAGGAGGUCUCCUUCGUCCUGGAGCACUCGCUCGUGGUCGGACCGGGCGACGCGUCCGCCGCGGACUUUACGCCGUGCGGGGUCUUCUCCGCGCGAGCGCACACCGCCCCCGACGGCGUCUCCGUUCGACUCUCGCACCUGCGGCUGACGCGCGAUCCAAUCGACGAAAACUUCGCCGAAAAAUUCGACGCGCUCGUCGCCGCCGACCUCGUCUACCGCGUCCGCGUCCACUCCAACGUGCUGCACCCGGUGGAUGGGGAGUACACGAUGGCGUACCUCCCGGCCCGGUGCCUGGCGGACGCGGGUUUGGCGGAGACGUUCGCGCUGCACACGGACGAGCGCGGCGGAGUGAUCGGCGUGGAUUACUCCACCGCGGGGGGCGACUGCGUGAUCGACCCGGAGCAGUCCGCUGGCUUGCCGCCCAAGCUGGCGGGCGCCGCUUCGCAAGGGUCCAUCGCGUUCAGGUCCACGGCGCAGGUGAGGUUCUACAAGCUCGCGCCCGCGCUCGACCCGGACGCUCCGACGGAUCUUCGCGGUCACGGAGGUCCGGCGACGAAGCAACGGCAGGAGGAGCACCGGCGGCGGAAGGAGAGCGGGGAGCCGAGGGAGAAGGGGAAGAAGCCCGUCAAGGAGAAGACGUUCUGGGAGAAGAACUGGAUGUACAUCGUGCCCAUCAGCUUUCUGGUGUCCAACGCGCUGAGCGCGCCUCCGCAAAAGGCGAAGAGGGGAUGA